Messenger RNA from Eucalyptus grandis, 1340 nucleotides. Its product is annotated as heptahelical transmembrane protein 1-like. Lineage: Eukaryota; Viridiplantae; Streptophyta; Magnoliopsida; Myrtales; Myrtaceae. Gene Ontology annotation, molecular function: signaling receptor activity. Gene Ontology annotation, cellular component: membrane. Gene Ontology annotation, biological process: response to hormone. The transcript is spliced from 3 exons. The coding region runs from base 1 to 1059 and encodes 352 amino acids. The record is from RefSeq and is a predicted model, not a curated record.
AUGGCAGACAAUGAGUGCUGGCGAAGGAGAGACGGUCUGGAGGAGGAAGCCAGGAGAGAAGCUGGGGAUCGGAAGAGGCUCGACGCCAUGUGCUGCUCUUCUUCUAAUGAUGGUGGUGGCUGUGCGGCCGCCAAGAAGAGAGGGAAGGCUCGUGAGAGCCCAAAGAAGGCGAGGCGGUAUGCGCUGGUGUCGUUCCGGGAGCUGCCGGAGUACAUGAAGGACAACGACUUCAUCCUUGGCCACUACCGUGCCAACUGGCUGCUUGCCGAGGCCGCCCGCAGGCUGCGGGCCGCAGCUUGUUCCAUUGGCACAAUGAGACGCUCAACGUCUGGACGUCAAACUCUUACCAGUGCAGGAACCAAUAUCUCUUAUUCAAAGGAAUUGCUUUUGGGUACAAAUUCUUUGGUGAACUUGAAUAGGAUAUCAGAUGAAGAAAUGAAGAUCGGUUCACUCCAAUCAGCUGCGACACGGUGGCCGUUCUUCGUCUUCUUAGGCCGAUCCAUGUUCUGCCUCCUCUCGAGUAGCAUUUGCCACCUUUUCUCAUGCCACGCACACAACUUGAACAUCCAACUGCUACGGAUGGACUAUGUUGGCAUCAUGGUCAUGAUCAUCACCUCAUUCUUCCCCCCAAUCUGCUGUAUUUUUGAGUGCGAGCACCAUUGGCAACUGAUCUACCCUGGCGGAAUAACGGUGAUGGGGAUGUUCACCGUCGUGACACUGCUUGUCCCUUCUCUUUCUUCUGGGAAAUUCUGGGUAUUUUGGGCAAUGAUCUUCUCGUCCAUGGGGUUUUUCAGUAUCGUACCUGCGAUCCAUGCCUGUACUGUGAAUUGGAGCAAUCCCCAACACCCAAUCAUGCUUGCUUAUGAGUCAGCUAUGGCACUAUCUUACAUUACAGGUACUUUGUUUUAUGUUAGCAGGAUUCCUGAGAGGCUAAAACCAGGUUGGUUCGACCUUGCUAGUCACAGCAUAUUUCACAUCUUCGUGAUCAUGGGCGUGUUAGCUCAUUAUGGCGCUACUUUGUUGCUCUUACAGUGGCAAGAUAAGAGUCGGGUGCGAUAGAACUGUAUAACAAUACUAAAAUUUGUCAAAAUUCAAUUCAUUUUGAUUGAAGAGAGUGUGAGCUAUUUGCUGGGGUUUUCAUGACGUUACGUUGUUGGUGUGUGUACGCCCCAAAUCAAGAAGCCUCAAGAAGAGAUGGCGCUCCAUGACAGAGGAGAUGCCUCCAUUUAUAAAGAAGUGGAAUGCUCAUUGUAUUUGUUAUAUACUUCUCAUUAUCCGUGGAUAAUUUGAUUUUACAAUGUGAUCAUAUGCGGGUAAUAAUCUUUUCUGGUUUCAUGUUA